AUGAAUAGACUAUUGAUUACAGAAUUAGGAGAUACUAUGAGAACAGAAAUGAAAAGAGAUAUGACUAAAACUAUUAAAUCUAAUAGAACUAUUCUAAAAACUUAAUUCCCAGAAAUAAAGAAUAACUUUGGUAGUUCUGCUCUUUUUAUGGAGAUUGAUAAAACAUAGAAUCCACUCUAUUAAAAAAGUCUUUCUGAUUAAGCUCUUUUAAAUCUAUCUAAGGUUGCCAAUCUUUCUUUGUUUGGACCAAAAAAUAGAUAGAGUUUAGAAAAUCACUUAAGAGAGGAUCUAUUAAUCAAGAAGUAGAAGGAUUAUUUGAAUAUAUGUUUAGAUAAGUAAGUCGAGAAAAUUCUUGAUGAUAAGAGUAUUUAAAUAUAAAUAAUAAUUAGAUUUGAUGAGUAAAAGGAAAAGAUAGUUACUGAACGAGUUGAAGAGAUUAGAGGCUAAAGAGAAAUAGAAACAGUUUCAUCAUUUUCCUACUGAAUAAUCAUAAUUUAGUUCCAUAAUUGAAGAUACUGAUAGGGAGAAUAAAUUAAUGUCAAUAGUGAAUGCUGAGGGUAAGUUAUUGUAAUUGAAGAGAAGAUAUGAAAAAAAAUAAUAAGAGGAAUAAAAAAUGAAGGAAUAGGUAAAAAUGAAUUAUUGCAAAUUUAAAGACAAUUAAAUUAUGCAUAUAGAGGCUUUAUAAAUAAUGGAUCAUGAAAAAAUGGAGAAUGAUGUAAAGGAUAUUUUCAUGAAUAAGGAUUUAUCUGAAACGAGAUUCAUUGAAAGAUUGAAUGAGAAACAUUUGAAAGAGAAAGUUUAAAUUUGGAAAUAACAUCACUUUCCUUAACAACAUAGGAAAUGGUUAUCAAAAUGA
Messenger RNA from Paramecium pentaurelia, 856 nucleotides. The record is from the annotation of a GenBank genome assembly. NCBI's taxonomy places the organism in Eukaryota, Ciliophora, Oligohymenophorea, Peniculida, Parameciidae.